Messenger RNA from Bursaphelenchus xylophilus (pine wood nematode), 4395 nucleotides. NCBI's taxonomy places the organism in Eukaryota, Metazoa, Nematoda, Chromadorea, Rhabditida, Aphelenchoididae. The record is from the annotation of a GenBank genome assembly.
AUGUUACAGCCAAAUGGAGAGAAAUGGAGGAUCCUGGUGCUGUUCGGAGCAGUGUCGUCGUUUACGAAUUUCCUGGUGAGUCAAGUUACAAACCUCUUGGUUCACUUACGGGAGAGGUGAAGUACCCCAAGUGUACUUCUCAGAUUUUGACGAAACUUGGCACAAAUUUAGAAUAAUUUUCUCCUUUUUCAGGAAGGAUAUUCAAGUUCGUCCCCGAACACUGCCGGCAAUAGUUUUCAACACUUUAUAAACGACUCGUACAUCAGUCGAGGAAUGCAGGGAGGCUUGACAGAAUGGCAAUUCACUUGGUUUUGGUCAUUCUUUUUGAAUAUUUGGUUUGUCGGAUACAUUAUUGGAACGUUUAUGACCCCUUUUUUUGCUGACACCUUUGGCAGGAAGAGUAAGUGACAGAUGAAAAACAGUUUUUUGGCUAUCAGUCUGUCGGGAAAAUAAUGACAAUGUCGUUGCGGCGAUCCUCGUCGCUGAUGUGAAAAGCAAUUUGACUUUUGCGCGAUACAAUUCAUUUUAGCGAUGCGAUUUUCGACGCGAAAGAGUGCUCAUUAUUUUCCCGACAGACUGAUAGACAUGAUUUCGUUGCAUGGUAGUUCGUUGUACAGGUCUCAUUGUAUUUUUUCCAGAAAGUCUGCUCUAUGCUAACACCGUUUCCCUAAUCUCAACGCUCAUUUCGACCAGCUCGAUUGCGGUCGCAAUGCCGGAAGUUCUGUUCAUCGGCCGAAUAAUCGCAGCAGCGGCAUCGGGCGUCUCGUUUGGUGCGCUGAUUUUGUUCCUACAAGAGACAACACCUACGAAUUUGCGAGGAAUGGCCAGCUUCUUGAGCGAAACCUCCUAUCUGGCGAUGAACGUGGUUGGAAUGGGGAUGGGAAUGGAGUCAGUGCUGGGGAAGCACUUGGUAUUACUACUGGGUAAGUGGAAUACGGAAAAGGAUAUGCAUUUUCUUCAAACUUUGCGAGUUUCCUCUAGUAAGACUACAGUGGCGGACCUGAUCCAGUGGCAAAAAACGUACUGUUUUGCAUCCUCCGUUUUGAAGAGAGUCUUUUCACUUGGAGAGGGAGGUAUUUUGCUAUAUUUUUGAUACUUCCCGGAUGCAAAAUGGCACGUUUUUUGCCACUGCAUCAGGUCCGCCACCUCAAAAAUCGCGGUUCAAAAUUGGCCUACUGGCCCUUAAAUUAAAGAAGAUUCCGUAAAAAUCAGUUCCUCAUCCCUACUUUUUCAGGUUUCGGAGUAAUCCCCGGGAUUCUCGGGAUUUUAAUCAUGAUCCCCCUGAAAGAAACCCCCAAAUAUCUGCUGAUUCAUCGACACGACCAAGACGCAGCAAUCUCUGCUAUAAAGUACUACCAAGGCAGCUACGUCAACUACAAGCUGAUGUUCAACGACAUGCUUAAAGAGAGCGCCAAAGGCUCGGUCGACAUGACAUUGCGGCAGGCUGCGGCCGAGGUUUUCCGACAAUCCGCGCUGCGAAAAGCCACUUGUAUUGGGAUUGUGGCGCUACAACUGUGUGUCGGGAUCUGGCCCAUCGACUACAUCUCGACGGACCUGCUGGAAGCGCAUUUCAGCGGCGCUACAGCGCAGAUCGUCUCGUUUAUUUUUAUAUGCGCGAAUUUCGUGGCAAGUCUAGUUGGGAUGUGCUUGAUUGAAAGGUUCGGCCGACGACCGCUGCUUCUCUGGUGUGGCGUUGCAAACACGUUGUGUUUGGCAGCUUACGUUAUGUUUGACAGGUUGGCGUUCUACGUGAGCAAGGAGUACAGCUAUGGAUGUGUUGCGGCGUUGAUUACCUAUGGAAUUACUUAUGGGUAAGUGGGAAUUCUAGAGUUAUACAAUUUUGUGGAGGAAAGGGCGCGCUCUUAAAAACGGUUUUUUUAGUUGGAGAGGGACACAUUUUGCUAUAUUUUUUGAUACUUCCCGAUGCAACAUGGUACGUUUUUCGCUACUGGACCAGGUCCGUCACUGUAGGCAUCUGUUACAACCCUUUUUUUCCACCUUUCCUGUGCCUGGGGUCGUUAGAUUUUGUGUUGACCCGAACUGUCCGCGACCCGAAAAGUCAAGACGCAAAAUUUUUGGCUCGCAUUUUGCAGAGAUCAUUGAGAUUUUUAACACAAAAUCUCGAUGAUAUCUGCAAAAUUCAGGUUAAAAUUUUCCUAAUUAGCCAGUUAUAGCCUAGUACAAGUUUUGCCAAUUUUUCGUCCAUCGCAAAUCACAACCUUUCAACCACUUUCCCCAGUAAAACACGUUCUUUUUUCAGCGCCGCACUAGGCCCAAUUGCCUUCUUCAUAACCGGAGAACUGGUCCCUCAACAGUUCCGAUCGCUCGUCCAGUCCCUCGUGUUCGCCGUGAACACCACCACCAACUUUGCUUUCUCCUUUGUUACCCUCCCAAUGUACCGCUGGAUCGACGUUUGGUCCUUCAUCCCACUUUUCAUCAUCCCCUCGACCUUCUCCUUGAUCUACCUGUACUUCCGGAUGCCGGAGACGAGAGGUCGCGAAAUUCACGACAUUGUCAAGUCAUUUGGGGCUGAAAAGCCCAAACUGGUGGUCACAAUGCAAGCGCCAAUCGUUCAGAAGCCAUUUGCAACGUCAAUUUCAGCGGCGGACCUAACACAAAAAGGUGGAUUUUUGGAAAAAUGUAAGGAGAUUUGUCGCAAAAUUUUGUAAGAUAUUCGUGGUAAAGUCUACCAUAUGCACUGUAAAAGUUUUGUUUAUCGACCUAGCAAUUUAGUUGAAAAGACAUCAAAAAACAUGUCAGUUAUACCUAAAGUAAUAUAAUUAGUUUCGAAUUUUUGAUUCAUCCACGCCCAAAAAGGUGAAACAAUAUCCCAACUGCCAAAAAAACUGAUUAAUCAUGUUUUCAGAAAUUUUACUACGUCAUGAUGACGGAUUUCUUGGAAUAUCUCAGAAUUUCGAGACUUCCAAUUUUUUCACAUUUUUCUCAACCUUUUUGGUAGUCAUAUACAAUAAUACCCUCCAAUUUUAGCCACACACCAUCACAAAGACGUCACCGACAUCAAUGUUCAACUAGACGAUGUUAGACUUGAGAUCAAGCCACUCAGUCGAAUGGUGAACUCCCAACGAAUGAGCAUCGGCUCAGUUGGCUCGGCAUCGGGCCGAAAGUUCAUGGCCGACAUGCGACUGGUCGCCAUGCUCGACUCGGACAGCGAUCCCUCAAUUACGGACAGCACGACAAACGGGUGAAACGACAAAUCUUUGAAAAAAACUUGUAUGAUAUGUGAUUAGAAAAACUGGUAAUAAUAGUAUUGAAUAAAAUCGAAUUACAUACGACUAAUUGGCAAGCGAUAUUACCGGUUUUCCCCGAUUUUCAACGGAUUUCGACAGUUUUCUUCUCAGCGGAACACUUGACCCAAAAAGCCUGAUGUGUCAAGUUUCUCACUUUUAUUCUUCUUUCCAGAAAAAAUAAUUUUUGCUCGUCUUUGACCGCAGAAUCCCGCGUGUUUUUCAUAUCAGUGGUAAGUGGGUCAAUUCCCCUUCGAUAUUCUUUGGUUUUAGUGUAUUUGGUCAGCAGAUAAUAUCGAAAAAUUGGGGAAAUACCUGAAUGUUGAAGGGAGAUUUGAUAAGAAGUUCAUUUCAGUGUUAUCAUGAGUGAAUGGGACCGAUUGUCCGAGAAACUUCGACAUCCCGAGAACCCAGUUGUCUUCUUUCAAAUGGCGGCAGGUGGUGGACCGAUUGGGACGAUAAAAAUGGAGCUCUUUGCUGAUGUGGUACCUAAAACCGCGGAGAAUUUCCGACAACUUUGUACGGGCGAAAUGAAACGAGAUGGAGUGCCUGUCGGCUACAAAAAUGCCCAGUUUCACAGGAUUGUCAAGGAUUUUAUGAUUCAAGGAGGAGAUUUUGUAAAUGUAAGCUUUUCCGAUAUUGUUCUUUGGUCUUUAGACGAAAAUUGAUGGGGUGAAUGUUUCAUUGGUCGAAUCACUGAGAAACCCGGAAUAGACGUUCGCUUCACGACGAAGUGGCUAUUUAGCAGCUUUUUUCGACGAAAAGAUGUCGAAAAUGAAUUGUUUUGGCAAAAGGUUUUUGUAGUAUGUGGCUAAUCUAACCCAUUACCAAUUUUUUUUCUAAUGAGCCGCAUUUGCAGGGAGAUGGCACUGGAAUGACGAGUAUCUACGGUCCUAAGUUUGCCGAUGAGAAUUUCGACCUGAAACACGACGAACCCGGGAUAUUAUCCAUGGCAAACGCCGGUCCCGACACAAACGGAUGCCAGUUCUUCAUUACCUGCGCGCCUUGCGCCUUUUUGGAUGGAAAACACGUUGUUUUUGGUCGAGUUCUUGAUGGAUUGUUGACAGUUCGGAAGAUUGAGAACGUUCCCACUGGGCAGAAUGGAAAACCGAAGAUUCCAGUUGUUAUAGAGCAGUGCGGGGAGCUCUAA